Rubroshorea leprosula is the source of this 944-nucleotide messenger RNA. Lineage: Eukaryota; Viridiplantae; Streptophyta; Magnoliopsida; Malvales; Dipterocarpaceae. The record is from the annotation of a GenBank genome assembly.
UACUUUGCCCUUGAACCUUGAAUUCUUUUCUUCAGUGAAAACUCUGACAAUAUAGCUAUGAACCACACAGACACUUGUUCAGUGCUGUGCUGCGCCAGUUUUCAAAAACUCAACAACGGAUGGAGCAUUUUCUUCUUUUCAGAAUAUCUGAGGAACCUUCUGAUGACUUGUGACAAUGUAAAUGUGAAGAAAUCAUUAGUUAUAGUGUCUGCAUGCAUACAUGGUCAAACCUUAUGGUUGAUCUCUGCACAAGUAGCAUGUGCAAGCGAAAUUACAGAAGGAAACAUGGUUUAUGAGGUUGGAGAAUUGUUCGAAUUAGGAACCCAGCUGUCUUAUCUGCUUUUACCAUUGGGUUUGCUUGGGGCUGGAACCUUUUUUGUGAUUCGUCAGGUCCUUGUACGCAGAGAACUUGAUCUCUCUGCCAAAGAAUUGCAAGAGCAAGUAAGAAGUGGUGAUGCCAGUGCAACUGAGUUGUUUGAACUAGGUGCGGUUAUGCUCAGAAGAAAAUUUUAUCCUGCUGCUACAAAAUUCUUGCUUCAGGCAAUUGAGAAAUGGGAUGGAAAUGAUCAAGAUCUUGCCCAGGUUUACAAUGCCCUUGGUGUCAGCUACACCCUGGAUGGAAAACUUGAAAAAGGAAUCAGCCAAUUUGAGAGUGCUGUGAAGCUUCAGCCAGGCUAUGUCACAGUAUGGAACGACCUUGGUGAUGCAUAUGAGAAGAAAAAAGAGCAUGAUUCUGCCCUGAAGGCAUUCGAAGAAGUGUUACAUUUAGAUCCCAACAGUAAGGUUGCACGCCCUAGACGCGAUGAUUGAAGGACCGCGUACAAAUGUACAGAGGAGUUUCCAUCAAAUCAAAAGAUAAAUGAUCCUCUUUUGCAGGAGAAAUUUACGUUUUUCCUCUAGUUUUCCGACGAUGACCACAGAAAGAAUAAUUUAUUUUCCCAUCU